This is a messenger RNA of Cyclospora cayetanensis, 1872 nucleotides long. Its product is annotated as glyceraldehyde-3-phosphate dehydrogenase. Gene Ontology annotation, molecular function: NADP binding; NAD binding; oxidoreductase activity, acting on the aldehyde or oxo group of donors, NAD or NADP as acceptor. The record is from RefSeq and is a predicted model, not a curated record. Gene Ontology annotation, biological process: glucose metabolic process. The transcript has 8 exons. The coding region runs from base 1 to 1872 and encodes 623 amino acids. NCBI's taxonomy places the organism in Eukaryota, Apicomplexa, Conoidasida, Eucoccidiorida, Eimeriidae.
AUGCACGCAGUCGCGACAGCCGCAGCUGCUGCUGCGAAGGGGGAGGCGCAGCAAGUGCAGCAGCAAGUGCAGCAGCAACAGCAGCAGCAACAGCAGCAGCAAGUGCAUGUGUUUGCUCCGCGAAACUUCCGUUUCUUCGAUAGUGCCCGUGGCAAGGUGUUGAAUGUCUUCUUCCACAACGCCUUCGGUACGCUGCUUACCCUUCGCUGCAUGCUAGCACAACCGCACUCUCCUCAAAUAGAUCCUCCAAGCUCUGUGGGGUGCUCAGUGAGCCACAAUAGACAAACGGAUGCUCUCGCACCGCCGUUCGAUCGAGUUGCAUGCUAUGAACUCAGCGAAUCGCCGUCCGUGUGUGUAGAGCACCCACGAUGCAGUAUGCAGGAAGGGCAGGCGUCGAAAUCGCCUCGAUGCGCUUUGUCAAACGCGUAUCUUUCUCUUGCUGCGUCUUCUCUCUGCCAUCGCGCCGUGGAAUCCGUGGAAAGCCCAUCCGUGCAGAAGGAGGAGCUGCAAGCCGUUAUUCUUGAUCUCAUGAAUGAGCUUGGCGUGGAGCCCAUGCCACUGAUGACUGCCCUUCAAGAAGCAGGAGCAUCCAACGCAGAAAGCAUCUGCGAACUCGCAAAGGAACUGGCAGCUGAAGUGCUUGCUACAGAACGGAAUAUGAAGCAAGUAGAGGAAGAGGCGAGUAGUGAAGUUGAGACAUCGGAAGAAAGCCUCCUCGAGGAGCUGCUGCAAUCCUCUCUAGGCUUUAUUGGGGGUAGCGCAAGCCCCCUCUCUCCAGCGGGUGCAACGUUGUCGGGGAUCGAGACUCAGGAUGCACGCAUCCGCAUUGGCGUGAACGGAUUUGGCAGGAUAGGGCGUCUUGUGUUUAGAAUUGCAAGUUCUCGACCAGACAUGGCUAUCACCCACGUGAACAGCAGCAUGUCUCCAGAGUACUUGGCGUACAUGCUCAAGUUUGACUCUGUUCAUGGCCGUUUUCCCGGAACGGUAGAGGUUCAAGACGGCACCCUCUUUGUGAACGGCAGGAAGGUGUAUCUUACUUCUUCGCGCGAUCCCAAGACGAUUGACUGGCAAGCCAGCGGUACAGACUUUGUUUGCGAGAGUACAGGCGCGUUUUGCACGCUGAAGGAUGCUUCGCUGCAUGUUGACAGGCCGGGGGGUGCGCGUCACGUGGUGAUUUCGGCUCCUGCGAAGGACGAGGAAACGCCGACGCUGGUGGUCGGGGUGAAUGCAGAAACUGCCUAUACACCUGAGAUGCGUGUGGUAUCCUGUGCUUCCUGCACGACGAACGGUCUGGCGCCCCUCGUGAAGGUGAUCGACUCGAAUUUUGGUCUUGAGGAAGGCUUGAUGACGACCGUUCAUGCUGUAACGGGCACCCAGCGAGUCGUUGACAUGGCCAGCGCAAAGGACUGGCGUGGCGGGAGAGCCGCCGGCUCUAACAUCAUUCCUUCUUCUACAGGGGCGGCAAAAGCCGUCGCUCGCUGCUUGCCACAUAUGAAGGGCAAGCUGACGGGCAUGGCGUUUCGCGUUCCCACGCUGGAUGUCUCGGUGGUUGACUUGACGUGCCGUCUGAAGAAGAGCACUUCCUAUGAAGAGAUCAAAGCGGCAGUUAAAGCCGCAGCGGAAGGCGACAUGAAGGGCAUUUUGGGAUACACCGAAGAAGACGUUGUCUCUUCGGAUAUCACCGGCACGGAGUGCAGCACCGUGUUCGACGCCAAUGCAGGCAUCAUGUUGAAUCCUAACUUUGUGAAGCUCAUUUCCUGGUACGACAAUGAGUUCUCCUAUUCGGCAAGGCUGGUAGAUCUGAUCGCCAUCAUGGCUGCGAAGGACGGUCUCGUGCCGCAAGGCACAGGCCUUAACAGGAAGCCGUUUUGA